Molecule: messenger RNA, 1395 nt
Organism: Xylaria bambusicola
Lineage: Eukaryota; Fungi; Ascomycota; Sordariomycetes; Xylariales; Xylariaceae
Product: glycosyl hydrolases family 31-domain-containing protein
Exons: 4
Coding region: 1-1395 (464 amino acids)
Biological process (GO): carbohydrate metabolic process
Molecular function (GO): hydrolase activity, hydrolyzing O-glycosyl compounds
Source: RefSeq, a predicted model, not a curated record
AUGGUGAUUUUGGCGCUAUUGUUGUCGGCUGCCGCUCUCGUAAAUACAAUCAAAUGCUCGCCAACACAGGCAAUUCCUUCACCCAGAACUUGUGAAGCAGAUACCAAAUUAGUAUCCUGGAAGAUCACAGACUUCGAAUGGCGUACGGGGUACACGGUGUGGACAUAUUAUAUUGGUGUUGGCCCAGCACCUCCGCCGCCACCGACCCAGUUCUUUAACUGCGGCGAGGCAAUGAUACGGAUGAACAUCACCAGAGUGGGCGGUAAUGCCAGUUCCAAAGUCAAAUCGACUUUUUCACAAGAGCAGAUCAUCCCAUGCGUCGAGCAGACAAACGACGCGAAGCUCGCCAAUAUCACGAAUAUGACGGACUACAAUGCAGGACCUGAAGGCCCUCCACCGCCUAGUCCACACUGGUUUACAUGCGACAUGGACCAUCAGCUGUUCAUCUUUGCUAACGGUACUACGAGUGUUUGGGGAAUGGCCGAUCGAUUGGCGAACUUGACUACCAAGAUCCGCAUGGACCCUGUGAACAUGACACUCGAAAUUGCGCAGAGUUGGCCUGGUGACGACGAAAGAGUACAGAGCCAGGUUGAGCUUACAGGUAUCGCUCAUUUGCCCCCAUUGUCGUGUAGCCCGCGAACGAACCUUGAACCCGACGCGAACUUCCUGAUCAAUUCGCCCGUGAUGCACGGUUACGGGUAUAAUGCGCCAGUGCUUAAUGGCAGUUGGUCCGGCGACAUAGCAAGCUCAUGGCCCAGCCUCCGCGCCCAACUAACAGCCGGUCUCAACGCCGGUCUAGCCGGCAUACCCUGGUGGACAACAGACAUAGGCGGAUUCCACGGCGGCGAUCCCCGGUCGCCCUCCUUCCGCGAGCUCUUCACGCGGUGGUUCCAAUGGGGCGCCUUCUGCCCCGUAUUCCGACUACACGGGGACCGCGAGCCCCAACAGCCGCGCCACGGGACGACGGGGGGAUCGCACUGCCUGUCGGGCGCGGCCAACGAGGUGUGGUCGUACGGCGCGGAGGUCUACGCCAUCUGCGAAUCCUACCUCUUUUUGCGGGAGAAGCUCCGCGCGUACAUCCGCGGAUUGAUGCGCGCGGCGCACGAGGACGGGGACCCGGUCAUGCGGCCUUUGUUUUACGAUUUUCCGCACCAGAGGGAUUUGUGGGAUGUUAGUGACGAGUACAUGUUUGGGGGAAAGUACCUCGUGGCUCCCGUGUUGUAUGCGGGACGGAGGGAGCGGCGCGUCGUGUUGCCGCGCGGCGCCGAGUGGCAGAUGAUCGGUGUCGAUGGCGAGCGGGUCGGUCCCGUUUACUUCAGCGCGGGUGACGAUGAGUUUGCUGUCUCGGUUGCUGCGCCGUUGGAAUACAUGCCUGUAUUUGAGAGAAUCAAUUAG